AUGGACAACAGCUCUUUUUCCUCGCUCGACUCGGAGGUCCGAGACGACCAGCAGUCCGUGCGUCUUCCAGACGUCGUCCACACGUACUCCAAUGGGUCCCGGGUGGCCAGAACGAGGACGUCGACGUCGCUGGCCUCGUCGGUUUCUAGAAGCAUCCUCAGCGUCCGCCAGAUCGUCGAGCAAGCCAGAGAAGACGACCAGAAAAUGGCGCGGACCGAAACGCAGGCAGGCGAGACGGUGGAUCUCAACGAGGCUAUCCGGAUCGCCACCAACCGCUCAGAAAGCAUACAGCCCCAGGAACCUGAAACGCAGACCCCGCUGCCUGCUCUCGACUCUGGCUAUGCGUGGGUGAUCUGUGCGUGCGUGUUUUUGAUGAUGUUGGCAACGUGGGGGGCCAACGGCUGCUACGGCGUGUUUCUGAGCCACUGGCUCCAGGUAGAGAGCUUCCCCGGCUCGUCGGCCACAGAUUUCGCUCUGAUCGGCAGUAUAGUGCUGGCGCUCGCUCAGGCGCUGGCUCCGCUCGCGCAGAUGGCGUCUGCGAUUCUGGGGAUGAAGAUGGUCAUGCUGCUGGGCGUUGCUCUGCAAACCGCUGGGUAUCUGCUGGCAUCGUUUUCCACAAAGCUGUGGCAGCUGUACCUGACCCAGGGCGUUCUCGUUGGGCUUGGCUUUGCGUUCAUUUUCAACCCGGCCAUUGUCAUUUUUCCAGAAUGGUUCGACAAGAAAAGAGGCCUUGCUUCGGGGAUAAUCGUGUCUGGUAGCGGUGUGGCUGGAGUUGUCUUCUCUCUGGCCUCACAGGCAAUAAUCGCCCGCACAGGCAGCCCGGCAUGGGCCCAGCGGAUGCUGGCAUUUUUCUCUGUGCUCGGCAACACGUUUGCCGCGUGCCUGCUCAAACACCGCAUCCCAACACAGAGACUCAAGACCCGCCGCGAGAUCGUCACCAGAUUCAACGUGCUGUUCAACGUCAGGGUCGUCAAACUGCCGCAGGUCCAAUUGAUCACGCUCUGGUUCGUGCUAAUGCUCUCCUGCUACGUCGUUGCGCUCUUCUCGCUCUCCGCGUACAGCACGUUUGUCGGGCUCUCGUCGUUGCAGGGCAGUCACGUGACCGCGAUCUUCAACGGGUGCCAGGCCAUCGGGCGGUUCAUCAUUGGUCUGACGGCCGACUACACGGGGCGCGUGAACCUGGCGGUGUUUCUGAGCCUCAACGUGGUGAUUCUGAUUUUUGCCAUGUGGAUCAACGCCAUGACGGCCGGCGUGGUGUAUGCGUAUGCUGUGCUCUCGGGGCUCACGUUUGGCGUGGCCUCCACGCUGAACCAGCCCAUCGUCGCGGACUCUGUCCCCGUGGAGCUGUUUCCGUCUGCGUGGAGUUACGAGAAUUUCUGGGUGGGCGUGUUUUGCAUGUUUUGCGAGGUGGUAGCAUUGAAGCUCAGAGACUUGACGUUGGCAAAGCCGUUCAUCAAGGCGCAGAUCUUUUGCGGCUGUUUUGCGUCCGCCGGCGUGCUGUGUAUCCUGCCGAUCCGCGAGUGGAAAAUCCGUCGCAUGCUCGUGGCCCGGCGCGAGGCCCUGGAGGCCCUGAAAGAGCACGAAAAACACACCGACGAGUACGAGCGCCGCCAGAUGAUGUACGACAUGCUUCUGCGCGACGGGGUCAAGGCGUACCUGACGAGACUGCUGUAUCCUGUGCGUGCCUAA
Molecule: messenger RNA, 1689 nt
Organism: Ogataea angusta
Lineage: Eukaryota; Fungi; Ascomycota; Pichiomycetes; Pichiales; Pichiaceae
Exons: 1
Coding region: 1-1689 (562 amino acids)
Biological process (GO): transmembrane transport
Molecular function (GO): transmembrane transporter activity
Source: RefSeq, a predicted model, not a curated record